CGCGCAUCUCAAUCUCAAAAAAAAAAAAAAAAGGAAAAAAACCUCCACUACGCAAAUCGUCGUCGUCUUCCUCCGCCGAAUUCCCCACCCCACCGGCGGCGCGACCGGGCGGAGAUGUACCACCCGACGAGAGGCGGCGUCCGCGGCGGACGGGAUCAAUUCAAAUGGGAUGAUGUUAAGGUUGACAAGCACCGAGAGAAUUACCUCGGUCAUAGCAUUAAGGCUCCUGUUGGAAGAUGGCAGAAAGGGAAGGACCUGUUCUGGUAUACAAAAGAUAAGAAAUCUGACUCAGAAGAUGCUCUCAAGGAAGAAAUCAGGAGAGUGAAGGAAGAGGAGGAGCAGUCCAUGCGGGAGGCACUUGGCUUAGUUCCUAAGCGUAGUAGUCGACCUAAGGGCAACCGAUUAGAUAAGCAUGAGUACGCAGAGCUUAUUAAGCGAGGAUCAACUGCAGAAGACUUGGGUGCUGGACAUGCUGAAGCAGCACAAGUGCAGGGUCUAGGUUUAUACAAGGGUCCUCGCAGAGAGGAAGAAUCGAGCUCCUUUAACCUUGAUCCUCCAGAAAUGGUGCCCGCUGAGCAGGCUGACAACCCUCCACCGGAAACCAAACCGGAACGUGAAGAUUCCGAUGAUGAUCGUAGGAGCAAAAGGGGGCGUGAGGAGAGGGGAGGGGAGAAAGAGCGGAAGCGAGAAAGGCACUCGGAAGGAAAGGAGAGGAGGCGUGACAAGCAAGAGAAGAGGAGUCGGCAUGAGUCGGACGACAGGUCGAAGCGCCACCGCAAAGACAAGCACAAGAGGAGGCAUGACUCUGAUUCCGACUAGUUACUGCGGCUCUUUCAACCUGUCUCACUGUAUCCUGCCAUCAUAUUUCAUGCCUUGCUACGUUUGCUUGAUGAUGAUGUAGUUGUAAAAACAGCUUGUAUACUCUUCUUGAAUACAUUGUCUGUUUUUAACUUGCACAUGAGAAAUAUGUUGAACCUGUAACAUCAGCGGUGCAUUUUGGCAAUCUUCUUUCUGCCUA
Messenger RNA from Oryza sativa Japonica Group (Japanese rice), 1018 nucleotides. The record is from RefSeq and is a predicted model, not a curated record. NCBI's taxonomy places the organism in Eukaryota, Viridiplantae, Streptophyta, Magnoliopsida, Poales, Poaceae.